AUGUACCGUAUCUUCCCCAAUCUAAUAAUCGAUACGGGUGUGUCUACGCGCGUGUUCCGAUACGUGACCAAGUAUGUCAGUCAGUUUGUAAAAGAACAAGUUUAUCGUAGCCGUAACAAGCAUUAGGUUACCAAUAAACAAAAAUUUCCUAACGAUGUCAGCUGACAUUCUGCAGGAUAAGAGCGUAGCCUUGAACGGCAAGAAUGACGUACCGGUAGUCUCGCAACCCAUCACCAGGGGUGGACUUAGGGUUUACAAGAUUGUUAUUUUGGGCGAUGGUGGUGUUGGUAAAUCAGGUGGAAUUUACAGCUAUGCGUGACCAAUACAUGAGAUGCGGAGAAGGUUUUAUGAUUUGUUAUUCUGUAACUGACAGACGUAGCUUCCAGGAAGCUUUGGAAUAUCGAAAAUUAAUAACACGUGUGAGAGCUAAUGAAGAUAUACCACUAGUAUUAGUUGGCAAUAAAUUUGAUUUACAACGUCAGCGGAAGGUUUCUACAGAAGAAGGAAAAGCACUUGCCGAACAGCUUGGUUGUCCCUUUUAUGAAACAUCAGCAGCUCUUAGACAGUUUAUAGAUGAUGCAUUUUAUUCAUUAGUCAGGCAAAUUCGGGCUAAAGAAAGAUCAAAAAAUUCAGUACAUAAACACAGUCGUUGGUGGCGGCUGCGUUCUAUUCUUGCCUUUAUUUUUAAAAGAAAGCAAAGACAUCUCAACAAUCAUCAUUAUUCUCCUUAAUCAAUAUUUUCAUAGAUAUCUUUUUUGAUAGCUUUUAUUUUGAAUUAACAUACUAUACCAACAUAAGCAGUCUAAAAUUACACAACGAACAAAAUUUUUUAUGAUUCUUUUAUAUUUCAUAAUAGUCUCUCAAUCUAGAGAUUAAUUCACUAACAUUUCACUGCCUUACCUUUAACCCCAUUAUAUUUUAAAUGUAGUAAUGGAAACGUAAAUCAUAGACUACAAUUUAUCAUUUUUAUUAUAAAUUUUACAGUAAUAGCUUCUAUUACAUUGAGAAGUUACUUAAAACUUGUUUGAAAAAAGUUGAACAUGAAAUAACACAAAAGAAGAACUUCCAAUAUAAAUGUAAUAGACUGUUCUUAACUCUGUUUUUUAGGUCACUAGUUUCUUUAUUAUUAUUUAUUAAAAAGGCUAUUACUAUUAUUUACAAUAUAUAUCUUGCUAAAAACAAUAAUUAGUAAUUACAGUCCUUAGAAGUAUCUUAAUUUUGUCUUUUUUUUUAAUUAUACAAUUGCAGUGGCCACUUAAUAUUUUCUCUUUAGUUAAAAUUCUGAUUGUUAUUUUUAUAAUUACUAUUUUAUAUGACCAAAGAAUUUAAUAUUUCAUACUAAGGUAACAUGAAGUAUUAAAUGAAAAUUUGUAAAUGCAAAACAUACUGUAUAUGUGAGAUAAAUGGAAAGCUUUAUAAUGCUAAAUAAUUGUUAUAUUGUCGUAAUCGUAUAAAGUUAACAAUUAAAGUUUUCUUAUAUUAAUUUAAUUUCUACGGAAAAAAAUGGAAAUUGUGAAUGAUUUUAUGUUACAUUUAAAAAUUGCACAAAACGAACGUUUUUUAAAACGAUAUUUUCCAAUCAAAAAGAGUAUUAACAUAAAUAUAUUUUUAUGUUUAAGAAUUAAACAGAUAAUACUAGUAAUAUAUAUGGUUACAUAAUAAAUCAAUGAUAUUUUAUGUUUAUAGACCACUAAUACUUUUAAAACGGCUCUUAAGAAAAAUUGAAUUUUAACACUACAACUAACAGAUUCUAUUUUGAUGAUCUUUAAUAUUUGUUAUUUAUUGAAGAUUUUAAUUUUCGUGCAGCUUGAAGAUACGUGAUUUCUUUUUUAGAGCAUGUAUAUUAUAUAUCGAUUAAGAUUAGUUAUAAAUUAUACUUUAUAUAGUUGCCAGAUAACAAAACAAUUAUGUAAUAGCAUACAGUCAUAAAGAAAAUUGUUAAAUGUAAGUUUAUGUAUUAAAUGUCUAGUCGUUACUUAAUGUUUCCUAGUCAAAUUUUGUAUUUUAUUGAAUAUGCAAUAAUUUACACUUUACAGAUGCCGUUAUAAAUUUUUAUUGCACACAAUUUAAAGUUUAUAUAUUUAUCAUAUCAUUUAUAUAUUUAUCAUAUCUUAUAAAUAUUUAUACAUGUUGUAUUAUAUUUGUUAUAACAUUUUAUAAACAGUUUACUAAUAAGAAACACUGAUUAUUAAUAUUUAAUCUAUUUUAUUAGCUAACAAUAAAUCUGAGUAUUUUAUUUUAUAGAACAAGUACAAAGUAUUAUUGUCAAAACUGAUAAUUAAUUACAUCAAUAAUAGCUUUGUACUAAUGCAGUAGAAAGUAUUAAUAAAUACGAAUUAAUUAUAUGUAGUGAUUGAACGUGUAAUAUGAAAUCUGUGUAAUAUAUAUAUUAUGUAAAAUGUGCUUAAACUAUAAAAAUUUAUAAUAAUAACAAGAGACUAUCUGUUUUAGUUAUGUAAUGUAUUAGUUUUCUUUAUAUUUGUUUAUAAAUUAGUUUACGCAAACAAUGAAAAUGUGAAAUGGAAUUUUUAAAAUAGCAGCGGCUAUUCUGUCCAUCGUAUGUAAAUCAAAAGGAAUAUACAAAUAUUAAGAUGUAUUAUAAAUAAUGUAAAUUCAAAUCAAUUCUGUAUUUUAAAAAAUACAAAAAGAAAAUACAUUUUACAAAAUUAAUACAGCAGAAUAAUCAGACAAAAUGCAAUGUAUAUGAUAUAUUGUCCCUCAAAAGAAUUUUAAUAGAAACAAAAUUUGAAACGCACAUAUGCUCAUUUUCAAAUUGAGCAAUAAAUUUGAUAUGACAAAUUUAUGUAAAAUUAAUAUACGAGUUGUGAUUAACACAUUAAUUGGAAAUAAAAUUUUUACAAAUUGUAAUUAUAUCAAAAUAUAUAAUCUUGA
This is a messenger RNA of Heterotrigona itama, 2892 nucleotides long. Lineage: Eukaryota; Metazoa; Arthropoda; Insecta; Hymenoptera; Apidae. The record is from the annotation of a GenBank genome assembly.